Messenger RNA from Saprolegnia diclina VS20, 1699 nucleotides. RefSeq lists its product as hypothetical. The transcript is spliced from 9 exons. Gene Ontology annotation, molecular function: phosphatidylinositol-4,5-bisphosphate binding. The record is from RefSeq and is a predicted model, not a curated record. NCBI's taxonomy places the organism in Eukaryota, Oomycota, Saprolegniomycetes, Saprolegniales, Saprolegniaceae. Gene Ontology annotation, biological process: TORC2 signaling. Gene Ontology annotation, cellular component: plasma membrane; TORC2 complex; cytoplasm. Bases 28 to 1644 code for a protein of 538 amino acids.
CGGACAUUGACCGGGCAUUACGCCAUCAUGCAGCUGUCCGAGGUGAGCGAGCUACGCGGCCUCAUCAGCCUCCUGCGCUUGAACGCAUGCAACAGCCCGCGCUUCCACGACCGGCAAGACUCGGAGGUCGAUCGCAUCUUCAACUCGUCGCCCAAGGUCGCUUCCUUUGAGAUGCGCUCGUCAUGGAUGGAGCGGCAGUCGAUCCAAGCCGCGCUGCCGACGCCGACCUCGACCAACGGCGCCGCGCCGCAGUCAUCGCCGCCGCCACACCCGCCCAAGCUCAAGCCUACGGUCUCCGAGAAGCGCCCGGCGAACGGCGGCAACAACCCGCCAGGGAAGCCGCGCGUCGUGGUCUUUGACAAGAAGAAGAGCAAGCGGGGCGACUCGGACGACGACAGCGACGAGGAGUCGUUUAUGUUUGAGCGCGAGCCCGUCGAGUCGCUUCCAUCGGCGGCGACGACGGCGCUGGACGCCGCCCUCAAGGGUAGCUCGGGUAUGCCAAUGGGCCUCGCCGGCACCAAGGCUGCAAUCGACUCGCCCGUGCUCUACCUCAAGAUCUACCUUCCGAACCGCCAAGAGAUGAACCUUGAGCUCUAUGAAAUCUCGACCGUCGAAGAGUCGAUCCAGGCCAUUUUGAGCUCGCACCGCAAGGAGGCGCGGCAGCCGCCGCUCUACUACGGCCACCCCGAGUGCUACGACCUGCGCUUGCACGACAUGGACGGGUACCCGGACGAAGACUGCCCGGCGCUCGACCGAUCCCGCAAGAUCAAAAACUUUGGCGACAAUGGCGACCACGAGUUUUGCCUCUGCGAACGCCCCGACGCGUGUCCGCCCAACGAGCACAGCCCCGAUACGUACCGGCAAGGCUCGACGAGCGGUCUCCAAAUCAGCUCGCAAGACAACUCGCUCUCGAUCCACCGGCGGUUUGGCGGCGCGAGCGACAAGGCGAUUCUCAAAAUCUUCAUGCCCAACGACAAUUACACGGUCGUCGCACUCAAAGACGGCAUGUGCGGGAAGGACUUGCUGCCUGUGCUUGCGAGGCGCCACCGCCUUCCCGUCCUCGACGAGUACGUCCUCAAAGUCAACGACGCCGAGAAGGUCCGGCUCGACCUUGUCUCGGACGAAAUCGACCUCGACCGACCGCUCAAGCCGCUCGGGCUCCAAGAGGUCACGCUCGCGCGCAAGGUGUACGCCGACGCCCCAAAAGUCUCUGCGCACGUCGCCCCGACGUCGGACGCCACCGAGGUCGAUGAGAACCCCGCGGAAGCGCUCAAGAACGUGCGCCCGGACCCGUCGACGUUCAUGUACAACGACGUCAAGGCCGCCAUGUACAAGGAGUGGAAGGUGAUGAAAACCAACAAGUUUCGCAAGCGCCAGCACCGCAUGUUUGGCGUCGACUUGCACAAAGUGUACAACAAAAAGGUCGGCGAGCGCGCAAUGAUCUCGCGCACCAACAUCAAAGUGUCGGAGCGUCCGAUCUCGAGCAUCACGUGGCUGCGCUUCCUCACCGACCCGUGCGACUUUCAGAUCCACUUCAGCCAGCCCGAAGAGGAGACGAUCGACUACUCGGCCGAGUCGGCGUACGAGUGCGCCGAAAUCGUCGCCAAGCUCAUGUACAUCCGCGACAUCAACAAGCGCAAGUAAUCGCGCUCGUUAACCAAAUAGUGUUGUCCCAUUGAUCUGAAGACAAGGAGUCUGC